AUGGCUAUCAUUCUCUCCAUCAACUCCGGAUCCUCCUCCGUCAAGGUCUCCAUUUACAAGUCAGCCGCCCAAGGCCACCCUCCAACCCAGCUCGCCGACGCCUCAAUAUCCGGUCUCACAGCUCCUCCAGCCCAAUUGACCUACGAGCGCGGCUCCGAGAAAAUCAAGAACCAAGAAGUGAAAGGCAUAAGAUCAAAUGAGGAUGCUUGUGAAUACAUAUUGGAUCAUUUGGUCAAAGACGGAGGACUGUCCGAGAUUACCAGCAGAGACGACAUCACACAUGCAUGCCAUCGAGUCGUACACGGAGGGGACUAUCCAGCUGCUCAUGUGAUCGAUGAAGAUACAUACCACCAUCUUCAAGAUCUCACAGACCUCGCACCCUUACACAACGCUAGCGCCCUCGCCAUCGUCGAAGCUUGCAUGAAGGCUUUGCCAAAAGCGAAGAACAUCGCAUACUUCGACUCCUCAUUCCACUCAACAAUGCCCAAAGAGAUAGAAACAUAUCCGAUUGAUCCCGAGAUAGCGAAGAAGAACAAGCUGCGGAAGUAUGGCUUCCAUGGCAUCAGUUAUGCCUUUAUCACGAGAUCAGUUGCGGAGUUCCUGAAGAAGCCGGAGAGUGAGACGAGUAUUAUCGCGUUGCACCUUGGUAGCGGGGCGUCGGCUUGUGCGGUCAAGAACGGACAAUCGCUGGACAAUAGUAUGGGUCUGACGCCGUUGGCGGGUCUGCCGGGAGCCACGAGAAGUGGCGACGUGGAUCCAAGCCUGAUCUUCCAUUUCACCCACGACGCUGGAAAACCAAGUCCAGGCAGUACUAAGGAGCUGCAUAUUAGCACAGCGGAAGAGAUCCUGAAUAAGAAAUCUGGCUGGAAAGCCCUCGCCGGCACAACAGAUUUCGGCACAAUCUCGUCAUCAUCAGAUCCCAGAUGCAAACUAGCAUUCGAUAUCCUCGUUGACCGCAUCCUUGGCUUCAUCGGCAGCUAUUACGUCAAAUUGGAGGGAAAAGUCGAUGCAUUGGUCUUUGCAGGAGGUAUUGGGGAAAAAGCAGCGCUUUUGCGGAAAAGGAUAUUGGAAAAGUGUAAAUGUCUCGGAUUCGAGGUUGAUGACGAGAAAAAUGACAAAGCAAUUGAGGAUGUGGUCCAAGAUAUUGGCAAGGAGGCGCGGCAUCGGAGUCUGGUGUGCCAAACAGAUGAGCAGUUUGAAAUGGCCAGGCAAUGUGCUGUGGGUCUGCAGACAAAGUAG
Messenger RNA from Letharia columbiana, 1239 nucleotides. RefSeq lists its product as uncharacterized. Lineage: Eukaryota; Fungi; Ascomycota; Lecanoromycetes; Lecanorales; Parmeliaceae. Gene Ontology annotation, biological process: phosphorylation; acetate metabolic process. The coding region runs from base 1 to 1239 and encodes 412 amino acids. The transcript is spliced from 3 exons. Gene Ontology annotation, molecular function: acetate kinase activity. The record is from RefSeq and is a predicted model, not a curated record.